GUAAUACUUAACUGAUAUUUUGUUAAUUAUUUUCCGAUAAUUUACGUUUAAUUAUUGAGUGAAAAUGGGUCCUGAGUUUUUUUUAAUUGGCAAAAUAUUUGUUUUGAUAACUGGGGCUAGUAAAGACAUCGGAAGGGAAAUAGCUAUUAAAUAUUCAAAUAUAUUAGAUAACGGUUCACACUUUUUAUUGAUAGCUCGAAAUAAAACCGGAUUGCGAGAAACAACUAGUAGAAUGAGCAACCGGGUCCAUGUUGAUUACGCUAGUAUAGAUUUAUCUAUAGCGCAAGCUGAUCAGUUAGAAGAUCUAAUUAGAAAACGCAUUAAUCCAAAUGAUUAUGAUGGUGCUAUUGUCAUCCACGACGUUGGAAGUGUUGGUGACAUAAGCAAAUUGACCAACGAAAUGGAUAAUUUUGAUGUUUGGGAAAAAUGUUAUAACUUAAAUGUUUUUUCACCAGCUGUUUUGACUUCUACAUUUAUGAAAAUAUUUAAUGAUAAGGUUAGAGCGAAAAAACUGGUCAUCAAUCUCACCUCAUGGGCAAGUUUGACACCUUACCAGUCAUUGGGUUAUUACAAUUCUGCAGAAGCUGCACGUGAGAUGUAUUUCAAAGUUUUUGCUAAAGAGUUUCCAGAAGUCAAUGUUUUAAAUUAUUCUCCGCAUAUGGUGGAUACUGAUUUGUUGAGAAAAAUGGAAAGCAUAAACAGAACCUCUGAAGUUCCAGAAUAUAUAAAAAAAUCCCGUCGAGAAGGAAAAGUUGUUACUACUAUUCAAGCGGCUAAUAGACUUAUUAACAUAAUCAAGAAACAUAAUUACAAAUCAGGAGAACACGUUGAUUAUUUUGAUUAACUUUAAAGAUUCAGAAGUCCAAAUAUCUCAAU
This is a messenger RNA of Cotesia glomerata, 876 nucleotides long. Its product is annotated as sepiapterin reductase-like. Gene Ontology annotation, molecular function: sepiapterin reductase (NADP+) activity. The transcript has 3 exons. Lineage: Eukaryota; Metazoa; Arthropoda; Insecta; Hymenoptera; Braconidae. Bases 65 to 844 code for a protein of 259 amino acids. The record is from RefSeq and is a predicted model, not a curated record. Gene Ontology annotation, biological process: tetrahydrobiopterin biosynthetic process.